CGCAUGAGUUGCACUUGCUCGCAGAUCAUAUUCCGCCAUGGCCCUACGAGCGUCGCCGCUACUGCUCGUCGCCACCGCGUCUGUCGCGGCCGAGACGCUACCGAUCAACGGCUGGUACCCAUGCAGCAUCAACACCGAGGCGACGCUCGCGCCCAAGUCAUCAUCGUCGUCGUCGGUCCUGUCGCUCAAAGCCAGCAUCGGCGACGACGGCCGCAUGUGGAGCGCGCUUCUGCACCCGAUGCGCACCACGUACAUCGAGGCGCUCGCAACGACCAAGCGCGCAACGACUGUUGAAUGCGCUACGUUCACGCUGCCGCUGUGCCACGCCGGGCUCUGCACCGCCAACGCCAGCAUGUCGACAAUUCCCGUCUUUGUCAAGCGCGCGCUCGCAAGCACGCGGACGACGUCGACGAAGGCACUUUGGUUUCUCCAGGGCGGACCCGGCGCCUCGUCCGUCAACAUGGAGUCGUUCAUGGUGCUGCUCUACAACGUCCUCGGUGGCGCAGUCGACGUGUACACGAUGGACCACCGUGGCACAGGGCGUAGCCACCGGUUAACGUGUGCUGCCGCGCAGAUCGAGACGUCGGGAAGCCCCACGAAGGGCCAAAUCACCAACAGCGUCCUCGCGACGUGUGCCCAAGACGUCAACGUCCAGCUCGGCGACGGCGACGCGUCCGUGCUGCGGUCCUUCUCGACGACGAGUGCCGCCAUGGACUUGUCCAAAGUGAUUACGAGCCUCGGUAGCGACAACACGUUUGUGUACGGCGUGAGCUACGGCACGUACCUCGUCGAGCGUCUCAUGCAGCUCGAGAACCCGAGUAUCAAGGGCUACAUCCUCGAUGGCGUCGUCUCCAACUCGGGCAGCCAAACCAACCAGAAAAUGGUGUUUAACGACUGGGACAAGAACGUCGACAGCGUCGCGCAAACCUUUGUCGAUCUCUGCACGGCGGAUGCCUUUUGCAGCGCCAAGUUUCCCGGCUCGGAUUUGAAGACCACGAUGACCGCUUUGUACGCCUCCUUGGACGCGGCGCCGACCAAGACGCAGUGUGCGUCGCUGCUUUCGUCGGUGCAAGAAGGGUUGACGCCGUCGGACCUGCUCCGCAUCGUCUUUUCGACGCUGCUGCAGGACCAGAGCUUGCGGCCGCUCAUUCCCGCCCUUGUCUACCGCAUCCAGCGGUGCAACACCAAUGACGCGCUCGCCGUCUACAACUUUCUUGUCCAAUUGACAAGCUCGAGCAGCGACGACUCGGAUGUGCUCGACUCGACGAUGCUGUACAACCUCGUCGUCGCGUCCGAGCUCUGGCGCACGCCGACCGAGAGUGCCUCGGCGCUCGCUUCGACGUUCAAGUCGACGUUGAUUGGCAGCGACGUCUCGGACCUCGCGAAAAUGUACUGCAUUGCGAGCGGCGGUAAAGACGCCAACUGCGCCGGCGUCACGUCGUCGUCGUUCAAGUCUUCCCGGCUCCAGUACCCCACCGACAAGUACUUUGACCAGCCGAUUGCGAUCCCCACCGGCGCGUCUGUGCUCCUCAUGGGCGGUCGCCUCGACCCGCAGACGUACUACAAGUACGGCGCGUACCAAUACGACAGCUUUAUCGGCACCGCCAAGCGCCUCGUCGAGUUCAACUACUCGGCGCACGGUGUCGUCGGCAACACGCCUGUCACCACCAAGAACGAAGCGCCCUGUGGUGCGCAGAUCCUCGGCUCGUUUGUACGCGUCAAUGGCGACCUCGAUAGCCUUGACACGUCCUGUAUGGCCUUUGUCCAGCCCAUGACGUUCCAGUUGGCAUCCUCCGACGUCCAGUCGCUCAUGGCGACGACCGAUGCAUACGACGGCAUCCCGACGCAAAAGUUCACGCAAGGAAUUACCAGGUCGGGCGGCGGGUCAUCCUCCGGGUCGCUCGGCAGCAACACGACGAACAACACAACGUCGUCAGGGUGGAAGACGGCGGCGAUCCUCGCGUUCGUUCUCGUCGGGCUCCUCCUGCUCGUCACUGCGAUCCUCUUGUACCGAGCCCGCGUCCAGGCCCAGAAACCGCCCACGUACGACGAACACGUGCCCGACGCUUGAUCCUGUACAUCGGCGUCCUUGCAUACACUGCUGUGUGGACAUAUCUAAUAUACCGAUCAACCUCUCGACGACCCA
Molecule: messenger RNA, 2146 nt
Organism: Saprolegnia parasitica CBS 223.65
Lineage: Eukaryota; Oomycota; Saprolegniomycetes; Saprolegniales; Saprolegniaceae
Exons: 7
Coding region: 38-2071 (677 amino acids)
Source: RefSeq, a predicted model, not a curated record